Molecule: messenger RNA, 1845 nt
Organism: Eimeria mitis
Lineage: Eukaryota; Apicomplexa; Conoidasida; Eucoccidiorida; Eimeriidae
Product: F-box domain-containing protein, putative
Exons: 4
Coding region: 1-1845 (614 amino acids)
Molecular function (GO): protein binding
Source: RefSeq, a predicted model, not a curated record
AUGGUAGCAACAGCACGAGCAGCAGCAAGUGCAGCACCAGCAGGAGCAGCAGCAACGGCAUCAUCGCCGUCAGCAGCAACAGCAGCAACGGUAGCAUCGGCAGCAGCAGCAGCACCAACGGCGGCUGCGGCGUUUGUCUUUAUCCCCCUACUUGUGGCAGCAGGUGCUGCUGCCUGCUGCUACGGGAGCAGCAGCAACGGUACCAUCGACGUCAGCAGCAACAGCAGCAACGGUAGCAUCGGCAGCAGCAGCAGCACCAACGGUAGCAUCAGCACCAGCAGCAGCAGCAGCAGCAGCAGCAGCAGCAGCGGAUUGGAGGAGAUGAUAGGACCGCAGUGUUUGCUGCUGCAGCAUUUGAGCGAUUCGCUGCUGCUGUCGGUGCUGCUGCUGCUGCCGCCGCUGGAGCUGGUUGUCUCGCUGCCGCUCGUGUGCAGGCGGCUGCGGCGUUUGUCUUUAUCCCCCUACUUGUGGCAGCAGGUGCUGCUGCCUGCUGCUACAGCACGACGCAGCAGCAGCAGCUGCAGCAGCAGCAGCAGCAGCAGCAGCAGCAGUGGUACACGAGACGCGUUCAUAGCGCAGCGCAAAGAGGAGGCGCAGAGGAAGAAACUCAGAUCCCAGCUGCUGCUGCAGCAACAGAAUCAGCUUCUGUUGCUGCAGCAGCAGCAGGAGCAGCAGCACCAGUGGUUCGGCUCGUCCAAAAGGCGCAGACAUGACAGCAGCAGCAGCAGCAGCAGCAGCAGCGAGAUCGACGAGGCGCUCCUCCAGUUCGCAGAAAUUGGUACACGAGACGCGUUCAUAGCGCAGCGCAAGGAGGAGGCACAGAGGAAGAAACUCAGAUCCCAGCUGCUGCUGCAGCAACAGAAUCAGCUUCUGCUGCUGCAGCAGCAGCAGGAGCAGCAGCACCAGUGGUUCGGCUCGUCCAAAAGGCGCAGGCAUGACAGCAGCAGCAGCAGCAGCAGCAGCAGCGAGAUCGACGAGGCGCUCCUCCAGUUCGCAGAAAUGCAAGCCGCGAUGCAGCUGCAGCAGCAGCAGCAACAGCAGCAGCAACAGCAGCAGCAGCAGCGGCAGCGGCGUGAGGAAGCACAGCCCCCUCUGCAGCGCCAGCAGACCGAACAGGAGGCUGCUGCUGCUGCAGCAACAGCAGCAGCAGCACCAGCUGCAGCAGCAGCAGCAGCUGCUGCUGCAAGCUCCCCCCCUGCCGUUGCGGACUCAGCAGCAGGUGGAGGGGACCAUCCCGCAUCGUCUUCAUCGCCAUCGCAAGGAGCAGCAGCAGCAGCAGCAGCAGCAGCAGAAGGAGCAGCAGCAGCAGCAGCAGCAGCAGCAGGACACGUGUGCUCUGGGAGCCGCUGCAGCAUAAAGGCCUUGGGGGGGGAGAUGUACCGCUGCAGCGAGAGCGGUUUGCUGCACUGCUGCGGCUCGCGCUGUCUGCGGAUGGAAGCAGCAGGAGAGGUGGGGUUUGUUGUGUGCCCUGUCUCGGGUAUUAUGACGGACAUUGCUGGCUGCUAUGCUGCUGCUGCUGCUGCUGCUGCUGCUGCUGCUGCUGAGCAAAAAAACCUACUCAACAACGCAACACAUACACACACAGGAGGAACUGAUGCUGCUGCUGCCGCUGCUGCUGCUGCUGCUGCUGAGCGCCGCUUGAGGGGAGCCGCGUUGCUGCACGAACUGGCUGGCUUGCUGCAGCAGCAGCAAGCAGAAGCAGCAGCAGCAGCAACAGACGAUGAUGAGCCGCUUGAUGCUUUCUCUGAAGCAGCAGCAGCAGCAGCAGCACCGCGAUGGAGAUGCGGGGACCUCAAAGCCAAACGCAGAACGCCCAAAAAAAGGGGAUGCACAAGGCGCAGCUAA